AUGCCCAAGAAGUUCAAGGGAGAGAACACGAAGGCGCAAGACGCUAAGGCGCGGAAGGCGGCUUCCAAGGAGGCGGCUGACGAGAAGAGGAAGCGGGAGGAAGAGGAUACCGCCUGGAGAGACGACGAUAAACAUGUCGCCAGGAAACAAGAUAGAAAAUCUCAUAAGGAGAGCAAGAGAGUGGAGCAGCUGGAGAAGAAACUGGCCAACCAGAAGUUGCUGGAGGAGGAGGAACAGACUCUGAAAGGAUCGGCCAAGGGAGGCGGAUCUUCCACUAAAGUCACUCGUGCACAGAUCCAGGAAAGCAAGGAGAGGGAGAAGGAGAAGCAGCCGGGAGAGGGAGCUAGCGGAGGAGGGUCUUCGAGAGGACUGGGUGAGCCUCAGCCUCUGGAACAGAAUCCCAACCUCCUGGAGCUAGAGAGACAGCGAUCGGGGGAGGUACAGGCCAGGACUGUCGACGAGGCCAUCGCCGUCCUCGGAGGAACGACUGCGGAGGACAAACACCCGGAGAGGAGGAUGAAGCUUGCAUUUUCGGCGUUUGAAGAGCGGGAGAUGCCGAGACUGAAGGCGGAAAACCCGACUCUCAGGAUGUCUCAGUUGAAGCAGCUGCUCAGAAAGGAGUGGAUGAAGUCACCAGAGAAUCCCAUGGUCCAGGACGUGGCACUGGUCCCGCUGGGCCUCCUGCUAUGGAGGGCGGUGAUAAAACCACUUGUGGACUGGUUCAAGGGCGCCAAAAAAGACAAGACACAGGAGGACGAUAAGGCCGGGGAGAAAACUCCACCACCGGACUCGUCAGAUACCACCACCACCGUCACUAGCAGCAAGGAGGUCGAUGACAAACAGAGCCUAAGGCUCCGGAAGAUUAAACUGCCCCGGAGGAAUCCAUUGCUCCCGCUACUGCUAGCCAGUGUGUUGACGUUUCCUGACAGUAGACCUCCCAUGUGUUAG
Messenger RNA from Geodia barretti, 948 nucleotides. NCBI's taxonomy places the organism in Eukaryota, Metazoa, Porifera, Demospongiae, Tetractinellida, Geodiidae. The record is from the annotation of a GenBank genome assembly.